Molecule: messenger RNA, 969 nt
Organism: Mizuhopecten yessoensis (Yesso scallop)
Lineage: Eukaryota; Metazoa; Mollusca; Bivalvia; Pectinida; Pectinidae
Exons: 9
Coding region: 32-925 (297 amino acids)
Source: RefSeq, a predicted model, not a curated record
CAGGACUACGAUAAGUGUCUGAGAUAAGACAAUGGCGACCACCAGUUGGUUCCCACUGAUAUUUGUGCUGUUACAUAUAGCUGAAGGUCUUGUAGGAGAUGGUCAGCUUUGUCUCAGUUGUGAUAAGGUGGUGCUGCCUCGUGACUGUGGACACGUAACAAGAUGUGGCGUUCACGAGAAAUGUGUUACAACAAAAUAUGUGACCAGUAGUGCGGUAAUCUGGUACAGAUUAGGAUGUAAGGCAGCACAUACGUGUGGUGGUUCAUCGAGCAAUGGCCGCCGUAUGUCUGUAGGGGUCGAUGAAGCCGCUUUGUGUGUUGGUUGCUGUAACGAUACUGCACUUUGUAACCAGCAUGGGUGUGGAACAUUAGGUUUUGAUUCUCACAAUAAGAUAUGCUACAAUUGUGCUCAACACAGAACUCCGAAUUCUUGUGAUGACGUGACAGUGUGUAGCCAGGACCAGACGUGUUUCAUAUCAAAAACAGCCUUUGGUCCAGAUAGCCUCUACACCAGUGGAUGUUUGCCUGUAUCGCAAUGCGCCCAGUCUGACAUCUCAAGGUGCUGCCAUUCCUCCCUCUGCAAUAAUAAUUUAAAUGUAUCGAUGACGUCAUCGAGUGUCCCCAGCAUUGGCACUACACUUCCCACGACAACACGUGCAGUUACCACAGUGACAUCUCGAACGACAAAGACCACAGCUGCCAGCUGUGCCUCAGGUUGGAUAUCUGAUAUUUACAAUAACGUGAAGUACUGUAGACAUGAGGAUACAGGGCUGACAACCUGGCACGCCGCUAAGGCCAUUUGUGAGCGGGCCAACACUCACCUACCAAUCGUCGAGUCACAAGAUCAACUAGAUUUCAUUCACUCGCUACUGAAAGACCGCCAACAAAAAACAUUUAGAAACGGUAAUAUCGUCAUUUUACAGUAACUAAAUGGUUAUCAUAUACGAUCAGUUUCAAUAGUUUAAACAGA